CAAAAUCACCAACUCCAAACAACAAAACUAGUUGCUACAACCAUUUGAUCAGGUGAGAAAACACAGCAGCAGCGAGAAGAUGAGCAGGCAAGGAGACUGGAUGUGUGGAGCGUGCCAGCAUCUGAAUUUCUCGAAGCGCGACACGUGCCAGCGGUGCGGGUGCCCCAAGUACGCCGGAGCGGCGGAGGUGGCGGCGUACGGCGGCGCAUUGCAGAAGAGCGAGGUUUUGGCGGGAGACUGGUAUUGUGGCGCCAUGAACUGCGGCGCCCACAACUACGCCAGCAGGACCACCUGCUACAGGUGCUGCGCCUCCAAAGAUUAUUGCGGUUAUGACGCCCGAAUUAUGGCCCCGGCAGGCUACGCCGUCCCCGGCUGGAAAACCGGCGACUGGAUCUGCUCCAGAGUUGGAUGCGGCAUGCAUAAUUAUGCUAGCAGGAUGGAGUGCUAUAAAUGCCACACGCCUAAAGAUUAUGGUAAAUUACUUACGCUAUUAUGCAAACAAUCUAUUGUUUGAUGUUUCUCUUCAUAUUUUGGUUAUUUAUCUCUUUUUUUCUUAUUUUCCCUUUUCAGGAGGAGCAAUGUGAGGAUUAUCACUGGAUCACACCUAGUGCUGCAACUCUUUAAUUUUUUUUUCUCGGAUUUUUGUCUUCAUUUGUUUUUCCUCCUUUCUUAGUAGGAUUUAAUUAGUGACUGGUUUUGGUGACUGAUUUUGUUUUCACAUAUUUCAUCUCAAAAUGUUGCUACCAUGGAUGGAUUCUUAAUGAAAUCUCUUCGCCUUUUCCUCCA
Salvia miltiorrhiza (redroot sage) is the source of this 786-nucleotide messenger RNA. RefSeq lists its product as uncharacterized. Lineage: Eukaryota; Viridiplantae; Streptophyta; Magnoliopsida; Lamiales; Lamiaceae. Gene Ontology annotation, molecular function: mRNA binding. Gene Ontology annotation, cellular component: cytoplasm. The coding region runs from base 80 to 514 and encodes 144 amino acids. The transcript is spliced from 2 exons. The record is from RefSeq and is a predicted model, not a curated record.